AUGGAGAAGGAGAAUGGGAAUUCUAGGAGGGAGUUGGCUCCAUUUCUUGGCGCACUUGUAAAUGGUAGGGACACGGACUUUGAGAUCCUGCAGAUCAAUUAUACGGGCUCUCUGAUCAUAAAUUCCACUUCUCUAAAAGCCAUGUCGUGUAAUGGAACAGAUGAUGCCUUUUUGCAGUUCAAGUUACCUGCAGAUGGGCCCUUCACCAUUUCCUCCAUCAAUAAAUUCGUGGUCGUUGGUUGCAAAUCAAUCGGCUCUUUCACUCUUGAUGAUGGGGAGGGGAAAUGUAAAGCUGCCUGUCUACAUCAAUAUGACCCCAAAUACUGCAACAGCUAUGGGUGCUGUGAAGCUGGUAUUCCAGGAAAUAAGAGGACCAUAAAUUUCACUGGUGGGGGAAUUAGCUAUAACAACUUUGCAGGAGUGUGCGGGUUCUCUACUCUUCUCGAUCCACUUACUUGGGAGUUACAGGAACACGAAUUUGGUCAGUUGGGUAGGGGACAUUACGGCCUCCUCCUCGAUUGGGGCAUCGACCAUGGAAAUUGCUCAAUUGUCAAAGGAACAGCCAAUUACUCUUGUGCCAAGAAAGCCGAACGCAUCGACUCUCUAACAGGGGAUGCCCACUCAUGCAGAUGUGUUCCAGGCUAUGAAGGGACCGGUUACUCUAACGGCACCGGUUGCACAUAUGUGCCCAAGUGCAGUCGCAGAGAUUUGAAUCAGUGCGUUGAAUCAUCGGCUAGUGGCGUAUGUAUUGAUUUGCCUGGUUCUUACAAUUGUGGAACGGGUUAUGGCGGAGACGGAUUUCAAAACGGGACAAGAUGUUAUCUCAAUGAUGGGGCUUCACGCCCAAAUACGUCAUCUAUAUUGACAACUUUUUGGUAUCGUUGCCCAAUCAAUUUUAUUUACGUCUGA
Cryptomeria japonica (Japanese cedar) is the source of this 909-nucleotide messenger RNA. Its product is annotated as wall-associated receptor kinase 2-like. The record is from RefSeq and is a predicted model, not a curated record. The transcript has 3 exons. Bases 1 to 909 code for a protein of 302 amino acids. NCBI's taxonomy places the organism in Eukaryota, Viridiplantae, Streptophyta, Pinopsida, Cupressales, Cupressaceae.